UGUGUGUGUGUAACCCGUUGAUUUGGUCAUAAAAUUGAUGACAAUAGGGGUAAUAUACGUGGCAAGCAGCAGGCACACACACACACACAAGCACCCACAUCCAUUGCGAUUACCGGAAAGUGACCAUGCAGAGGAAUUUCGCCCUCUUCGCGCUGGAAUGUCGCCUCCGUCGCUGCCGCAACGCCGAUACAUUUCAUCAAAAUUCACACACACUCGACUUCAGUGCGCCGCCACAGUUACAGUAAGCGCAGUUUCGCAGACGCGGCUAUCACAUACUCAAGCAUUUCGGUGAGCGCCUCCCAGCGCAGAAGAUACAUACUUCCGAACACAUCCAAAAGCGGUGGCAGCAAGACAGAAGGAAAAGUAGAUAGAAGACAGCAACGCCUGCUUACCUGUACGCCUUGACUAAGAGUCUUGUUGGCUGCGCGAACGAGUCUCACGACGACGCACACCAACACCAUCGCGCCGGCAAACAGCACAUCAUAACUCACGGGCGUGCUGGCAGAGCACUCAGACGCAGACUCAGGUAAAAUAAACGUGCGAAGGCAGCCGGUUUUGAGCUGAGCGUGAGAAAAUACGUAAAGGAGCCGUCGUUUGUUCGUGUGCAAGUCGUGUGUGCUUGGCUUGCUGACUUCGUGCGCAUGCUCGUCAAACGGCGCUGUGACGAUCCUCGUCGUUCUAUUGGCAGCAACGCUUCGUAAGCACCGUUCGGCCAAAACGUAAGGAUCGUUCUGAGUGUGCGCUAUCCUGAUGAUCAGUAUCCUGCUGGAGUUGAACGCGCGUGGUCGUGUGUUGUGCGCGCUGCUUAAGAACUGCCAAAGUAUGCAAGCGACUAUUUCGAACUAAGCGAUUUGUUUACGAAUUUACGAAAGUUCGUUAAGUGUUUGCGAAUAAGAAAUCACCAAAAAUAAAAUAAUGAAAUGUUGAGGCACAACUGAUGGAUUGUUGAAAUAUAUUGAAGAUAUAUUGUGAAAUUUUGUGCAAUAAAAAGCAAAAUAUAAAAUAACACUGCGCUUAAGUCGCUUGUGUGUAGACCAAAGUUUUCUGUUAAGUGUUGUGUUUUUGAAAAUAUUUAAUUUAACCCAUUUUAUGCUAAAUGUGUGCGCAUGCGUUAGAAAAUAUCAAACUUUUUUGUUGCUGUUGAAAGUGUUUUUUCGUUAACGAAACCGUUACAUUCUCUGGAUAAACAACAAACAACAACUUGCAAAUAUUGAAACUACAAAAAUGGAUUACAAAAACGAUUUUAAUUCGGACGACGAUUUCGACUGCUCCAACGGUUACAGCGACAGCUAUAACGGUGCAAGCGGCAAUGGACAGGGUCAAUCCAAUCCGCAUGGGCUUUCGAAAGCUGAGUUGAGAAAGACAAACAAACCAAUUAUGGAGAAGAGACGGCGUGCGCGCAUAAAUCACUGCCUGAACGAACUGAAAUCACUAAUAUUGGAAGCGAUGAAGAAAGACCCCGCACGUCACACCAAACUGGAGAAGGCCGACAUUCUGGAGAUGACCGUUAAGCAUCUGCAAUCAGUUCAGCGGCAACAGCUCAACAUGGCCAUUCAAACUGAUCCCACGGUAGUGCACAAAUUCAAGACCGGCUUCAUUGAAUGCGCCGAGGAGGUCAAUCGCUAUAUUAACCAAUUGGACGGCGUUGAUGUCAUGGUGAGGCAGCGUCUUUCCAACCAUCUCAACAACUGCGCCAGCAACUUGGAACAAAUUGGCUCGAUGAGCAACUUCAAUAAUGGUUAUCGCGGCCAACUAGGCAUGGGCAUGUCUGCGUCGAGCAGUCUCUUCGGUGCCGCAUUGUCCGCUAAUCCACUGGCAAUGGCUACUGCCGACGCGCCUGCACCGCUAUUUCCGCCGAUGCCACAGCCACAAGACUUGAACAACAAUAACAACAAUGGCAACAAUGGCAGCUUCGGCAGCAACCUCAGCGCCGCAGCAGCAACGGCCAUGCCACCAGUGCAAAUGGGUGGCGUUCAAUUGAUACCGUCGCGUUUGCCAUCCGGCGAAUUCGCGCUCAUUAUGCCGACGUCCGCGCAUGCGAAUAUUAUGAGCAACAACAACAAUGCAGCACCAUUUGCCAACUUCCCGCAAGGCAGAAACGCCAGCACAGCAACAUCCCCAAUUACUGCAGCAGUCUCGGCAGCGCCUGCGGCUAUGCCGCCAACAAGCGUGCCCAUCAACGACUUUGCGGCGAAUUACAAGCGUUUGAGCGCUUUCAGCAGACCGCCAGUCGCGCCUACGCAGCUACAAGUGAAUGUGGCAGCCGCCGUUAGUGGCGCCCAACUGAAUGGUAAUGCCGGCUUCUUGGCCACAAACGUGCUGCAGACACAGCAACAGCAACAACGCGCUGCACCGUCGCAUCAACUGCAUCAUCAGAGCUCCACUGCCACCAACAGCCCACCGCUCAGCCCCAUCUCAUCGGUGUCCAGCCAGGGCGAAGACUCACUGAUGCACACCAGCUCCGACUUCACCGGCUCACGACCAGCCACUCCACCACUCGACGUGACCGGCGACCAUACGCAGGAGCACAGCUUCUCCGGCGUAUUCUCGACACCAACCAGCGCCGAGUCAUCGCUGCUGACCUGCUCCACCGCAUCGCUCUCAUCAGUGCCCAGCAGCACUGCCAAAUUGUCGUUGCAUUUGCAACAGCAACAGGUGUCCUCCACCAGCGGCAGUGCCGCCAACAGUUGUAACACCAGCAGUGACAGUGGCGUCGAAUUCGCUGCGAACGUUUCAUUGAAACGCUCACUGGACGACGAAGCGGACUCGAGCGAUGCGUGCGAGACCCCAGCAAGCAAACGCAUCGCUUUGGAAUCGCAUAAACACAGCGCGGUGUCCACGGACGUCGCUCUGGUCAAGCAAAAGUACAAAUUGCAGGAGCUGAAAGAGGACGGCGAUAACAUGUGGCGACCCUGGUGAUGCGCUGAACUGGUCGACUUUGACAGGCGCAAAGUGCGAUUUCGAGACGGCAAAGCUGCGGUGCUGUGUGCUUCAUGCGACAAAGCGUUCAGCUAUUCUUGCGGAAUAGCUGGCCAACUUAACGGCUUAUUGAUGAAAGCGAAGUUUUUUAACGAGAUUUUUCAGUGCAACAACAACUAUUUUGUUUCUGUUCACAAUGUCAAUGUUAAGUUUUAAGGUUUUUCUUUGUCUCUUUCAUAUUUGAUAUUUGUUUUUGUAUGUUUUGUACAUUUAUUAGUGUUUUGUAUAUGACUUUUGAGAUGGAACACUGCAAACUCGCAUUUAGUCGUUAAGCAGACGCUUCAUUUUGGUUAUUCCAUUAGUAAGAUGCCUAUGUAAUCCUACUCCUAUGUACAUAUAUAUAUAUAUAAUGCCAUCGCUUACAUAACCACUUUAACAUUUGCAUAUUUCGUUUUGUCUUUGUUUUUGUGUUUGUUUCAAUAAUGAAGCGUUUAUGUAGUUAUGCUCGUCUAAGUUUGUUCAAUUUUGUCAUAUGUUUAUGUAUAUAUAUAUAUAUUUAAUAUUUAAUGGAUAUUUUCGAUUUGAUGUUUUCAUUGACUAGUAAUACCAAACAAGUGAAAUAUCUACAGUUUUAUUUAGCGUUUCUGUUCGUUUGUUUUAUGUUUAGUCUGAAGAUCGGGAAUAAGAUCAAGAGUUGAAAAAAACAUAUUGAGUGUGUGUAUUCUUGUAACAUUGAGUAUUGAAUUCCGUUAGAGAGACAUGCAAAUUGUAUUUGUAAAAAAAAAAAAAUUAGAAAACAUUUUUGUACAGAAAAUAUGAUAUAAAGCAUAUAAAAAUGUUUGUUUGACGAUGUUUACACGCAUAUUUAUAUAAUUCUUAGCACUGUACGAAUGAUGAUGUAAACCAAAAGCGGAAAUAAAUU
Messenger RNA from Zeugodacus cucurbitae (melon fly), 3841 nucleotides. RefSeq names its product protein deadpan (gene dpn). The transcript is spliced from 3 exons. Gene Ontology annotation, molecular function: RNA polymerase II cis-regulatory region sequence-specific DNA binding; protein dimerization activity; DNA-binding transcription factor activity, RNA polymerase II-specific. Gene Ontology annotation, cellular component: nucleus. Gene Ontology annotation, biological process: regulation of transcription by RNA polymerase II; anterior/posterior pattern specification; regulation of neurogenesis. NCBI's taxonomy places the organism in Eukaryota, Metazoa, Arthropoda, Insecta, Diptera, Tephritidae. The record is from RefSeq and is a predicted model, not a curated record. The coding region runs from base 1225 to 2919 and encodes 564 amino acids.